AUGGAUCUAAACGAUAUAGAUGCAAUUUUACCUGAGAUUAUUCGGGAAAUUCUUUCUUAUGAUGAAGGGAUAUAUAAAAAGGUCUUAGAUUUAUAUUUCACAGAUGACGCAAUUUUAACUCACCCUAUUUUGAACGUCCAGGGAAAACGUAACAUUCGUAAAGUUUUUCAAGUUUGGACAUUACUCAAUAAACAACAACCCGAAGUUACAAAUACGAGAGAUUUGGUUUGGAACGACAAUACUGCUAUCAUCAAUGUAACACAACAUUUGCGCCCUCGAAUUUUUCCGUUUCUCCAUUUCGCUGUGCCCUCUGUAACAAUUUUAAGAUUCCGUGAAGAAGAUGAUGGAUUUUUUUAUAUUUAUAAGCAAGAAGAUAAUUGGACUCUUGAAGGACUUAUUAAUAGUGUUCCAUUGAUUAAUUGGUGGUAUGAAAACGUAGUUCGCGUUUAUGUAGGACAUAUGGUUACGAGUGUUGGAUCAUUCCUUGCUACUGCAAAUCAAGCGACUUCCCGAUUAACUAUCGCGGCUAAUGAUAUUCGACAACAUAGUGGCGAAGCUAUGUCUCAAGGUCAAGAUCGCGCUUUACAAUAUGGACAUGACUUGGCCAAUAAUGUUUCUUCGGUAAUUAGCAAAACAAAGGAAUCCAUAGGUAUUAAAGGCCUUGAAAAUCAACAACAUUAUUAUAUGACCAAUGGUGAAGCAAGUCCUGAAAUGUAA
Molecule: messenger RNA, 717 nt
Organism: Funneliformis caledonium
Lineage: Eukaryota; Fungi; Glomeromycota; Glomeromycetes; Glomerales; Glomeraceae
Source: the annotation of a GenBank genome assembly